AGUAUAAUAAAUAAACAAUAGAACUAUUUUAGUUUACUUUUAAAUUAAUAGUGAAUGAAAAAUAUUUAUAUUAAAAAUGCUGCGCUGCGGACAUGUGAGGCGUUUGCUGCAGGUGCCACUACAACGUGUGUAUUCAACUGGUGCUAAUCCAAGCGGUGAUAAUGAAAGUGGAAGAGGGGGAAAAGGGAGAGACGUUGAGGACCAACAUCCCAUAAGGCGAACGUUUCGCUUGCUUGGCAAUGAUAUGCGUAAAAUUAAAGAGUUCUUCGUGCCACAGGAACUGAAAUAUGGCAACGAUUUGGAGUCUACAAAAACACAGAGCAAAUUUCAAUUCCGAGGAAACAAAGCUGAAAUUGAUGAGUUCCAGACGCACUGUGAUGUACUCAUCAUUGGAGGCGGCGGCGUUGGCAGUUCCAUAGCCUACUGGCUGAAGGAGAAGGCGCGCGAAGGACUGAACGUGGUGGUGGUGGAAAAGGACGAAACGUAUUCAAAAUCCGGCGUACAGGUGUCGACGGGCGGACUGUGCCCGCAGUUCUCGCUGCCGGAGAACAUACAGAUGUCGCUGUUUGGCGCCGAAUUCAUGCGCAAUGCCGGCGAACAUUUUGGUGAGGAUAUUCCACUUGGUUACACGCCUCACGGACACCUGGUGCUCGCCAACGCGGCGGAUGCGGAGACACUGCAGCAGACAUCGCAGUUGCAAAAUGAAUUGGGAGCACGCAAUGAGCUGCUCACGGCGGAAAGACUGUCAGCAAUUCCCUGGCUCAAUACCCAGGACAUUGCUCUGGGAUGCCUUGGCCUGGAGCGGGAAGGUUGGUUCGAUCCCUGGGCGCUACUCACGAACUUUAGACGCGCCGCCCGCGGCUACGGAGCACACUUUGUGCAUGGCGAAGUCAUUGAUUUUAAGUACCAGAGUCAGUCGGAUAUCAUUGUGACUGGCGACUCCGAAGCCAGCGAGGGCAGUUACCAAAGUCUCGACAAAGUCGUUGUCAAAAUGCCAGAUGGAUCAAAGCGUACCAUUAAGUUUGCACUGUGCGUCAUUGCAGCGGGCAUCGAAUCUGGGAAUGUGGCUCGUUUGGCCCAGAUUGGUCAUGGUGCGGGAAUGCUGCGUGUUCCGCUGCCGAUAGAUGCUCGCCAGCGUCACAUGUAUGUGCUGCACACAGAGGAGCCGAGUGCGCCGGGAUUAACAAUGCCCAUGAUUGUGGACACAUCCGGCACAUUCCUGCGGAGGGAUGGCCUAGGUGGUGACUAUGUGUGUGGUCACAAUGCAGAGGAAACGACUGGAGAUUUAACAUAUUUUGAAUCCACUAUACGACCAAGUCUCAUCAGACGGAUUCCCUCAUUGGCAACUGCCAGCGUUGUGCAAAGUUCCUCCGGCUUGUACAAUUACAAUGUAUACGACGAGAAUGGAAUUCUCGGAGCACAUCCGUACUAUCAUAAUCUGUACAUUGCAAGCGGAUUCAGUGGACAGGGGAUUCAACAGACUCCGGCAGUGGGACGUGCCAUAUCCGAGCUCAUUAUGGACGGACAGUUCCGCACAUUGGACUUGUCCCGCCUGAGCUUCGAUAGAUUAAUUGUGGACAAACCAAUGUAUGAGUUUAACGCUCUAAAUUAAAUUUAAUUUGUUGUACAUUUGUUAUGUAGAGAAAAAAGAAAAGAAAACCAAUGCAAUUUGUAA
Messenger RNA from Drosophila innubila, 1675 nucleotides. RefSeq names its product FAD-dependent oxidoreductase domain-containing protein 1 (gene l(2)37Bb). Gene Ontology annotation, cellular component: cytoplasm. Gene Ontology annotation, molecular function: oxidoreductase activity. The record is from RefSeq and is a predicted model, not a curated record. NCBI's taxonomy places the organism in Eukaryota, Metazoa, Arthropoda, Insecta, Diptera, Drosophilidae.